This is a messenger RNA of Bursaphelenchus okinawaensis, 1029 nucleotides long. The record is from the annotation of a GenBank genome assembly. NCBI's taxonomy places the organism in Eukaryota, Metazoa, Nematoda, Chromadorea, Rhabditida, Aphelenchoididae.
AUGUCCAGAAGUCUUUUUCUUCUGUUUCUACUGUUUGUCAGUACCAAUGGAAUCCGUUUCUACCUGGCGUCGGGCGAUAAGAAGUGUUUGAAAGAGGAAAUCCACAGAAACGUCGUCCUAACUGGAGAAUACGAGUUCAGUGAAGCUAUCGGAUACACGACGUCGGUUCAUGUAACUGACACCAGAGGACACACUUUGUACAAGAGAGAAAACUUUCCCGAUACUAAGGGAAAAUUCGCGUUUACCGCAGAUGAGUACGACAUUUUUGAGAUCUGCGUCACUAUUCACGCUAACCCAAGUGAGUUUUGCCUUCGAACUGGAGGGUUUUUGGCUUAUUUUUUGAGUUUACGUUUAGGAAGAUUGGGAGUAAUAAUAUGGUACUGUUUCUGUAAAAAUAAUGGAGAUAUUGGUGGAGAUAUCUCACGGUCGACGUAAUUUUGUUAAAAGGUCGAGAUAAUGGCUGUUUUUUGCAGUUUCCUCGAAAACUUGAGAUUUUUUAAACUGAAAAACUUUCAGGCCAAGUCAAAAUUCAACGUGAGAUUUCAUUGGUAUUGAAGCAUGGAGUUGAAGCUAAGAAUUACGAAGAUUUGGCCAAGGCUGAGAAGCUGAAGCCUUUGGAAGUUGAAUUGAGGAGGUUGGAAGAUCUCUCGGACUCUAUCGUUCAAGACUUUAUGUACAUGAGACAACGCGAAGAAGAAAUGCGUUCAACGAACGGUAAGGAUUUUUAUUAUCUUGUUUUAGGCAAAAACAUUUUUUUGGUAUUAACGGCUGGUAUUGAUGGAUCAUGUGGGUAAUAUAAAUGCAUUUUGCUGUUUUUUGGAGAUUUUUUUGAGGUUAUAGGCCUAAAAAGAAGAUUCUUAGUUACUUCUUUUAAUAAAAAGGCUGACAAUUAACGCUUUAAUUUCAGAAUCAACGAACACCCGUGUCCUAUACCUCAGCGUCUUCUCGAUGCUGUGCCUGUUAACGUUGGCCACAUGGCAGAUCAUGUACCUCAGACGCUACUUCAAGGCUAAGAAACUGAUCGACUAA